This is a messenger RNA of Caenorhabditis briggsae, 522 nucleotides long. NCBI's taxonomy places the organism in Eukaryota, Metazoa, Nematoda, Chromadorea, Rhabditida, Rhabditidae. The annotation marks the transcript as partial. The transcript is spliced from 2 exons. The record is from RefSeq and is a predicted model, not a curated record.
AUUGAUAGUGACUUUUUAGUAGAAAAAGAGGAGGCAGACGACGAAGAUGAAGAAGAAUCGGAAGGAGAAGAUGAAGCAGAUGGAGCAGAUGACGCACAAGAAGAAAGACUUGAAGAAGAGAAAGCAGUAGAGGAGCCAAAAGAUGCCCAAGAUGAAGAAGGACCAGUUGAAGAAGUAGAAGAAAAGGAAGACGAAGAAUAUGAAGAUGAAGAACCAGAACUAGAUGAAGAUGAAGAAGAUGAAGAUGAAAUGGAAGAAGCACAUAUAGCACCAGUAGCAAGAAGAGCACGAAGAGAGCAAGACGAAGAAGAACCAGAAGAAAUACCAUUGGAAGAAAGAGAAGGAGCCGAAAAUGCAGAUGUCGUGAAGAAGUACAUAAUUCGAAAUUGUCUUGGCGUUUGCGCUGAAAUCGAGACUGAAUUCAAUAUAAAUUUCUAUGUAACUGCCAGUGUUAAAUUCACUGUUAAAAAACUCCUUGUUAUCUGGAUAUCCAGAAUCUAUACUGCAGUGGACCCUAACUAA